AACGACGAUGCUAUUCUAGAGGUCACCGAAGUUCUUAAGGAGUGUCUGAUUCCAGCCGUAAAACAGACCCUACAAGAAGCCGAAAUGCCCACGGGCAGCCUCUCAGCUCCCGAGGUUACUCUGGCGUCUCUAAUGGAAGGCCUGACGUCCGUCGUUAUCGCUACCGCCACCGCGAUGGAACACGGUGAAUACGACUUUGACGGCACCAAAAAGAUCAAGUCUCAGGAGCCGGUCAUUCUUCGUUCGAUUGCGCAUCGUCGAGCGCAGGCUGAUCUGGAGAGCUGUAAAGGCAAGUUGGAGUUGAAGGAGGAGGAGGUCCGUGAGUUGCAUGUGGCUUUGAAGAUGCGAGCCGACGAACUCAGUGAGAUGGCUGUGCGUGUUAAUCUGGCCGAAAAGAAGGCUGAGAGUUCAGGAAAAGGUAAUCUGGAGAAAAUUGCACGACUUGAACAACGCCUCCAACAAUCGCAAAGCGAGCAGAAGUCCACCGAAAAGGAGUACGAGCAAGCACUUGGCACUCUGCAGAAUGAUGUCGAAGCCCUUGAGAAGGAGAACACCGAAUUGAAAGAAAAAUUACGUUCGUUCAGCAAGAAGGCCAUUUUCGAUGGAUUCCUCAAGGCGCCAGCCGCGUCCUCUUCCCCGCUGACUGGUGCUGAUGCUGGCCCUUCACCGACUUCCUCAACUCUUGCCUCCAAGUUGGCGGCCUACAGAGAAACCACUGUCUUGUUAAGCGAGGUCGAGGCCCUUCGUGAAGCCGUCAAUACGUUGUCUUCUGAAAACUUCAAACUCAGAGGAGAAAAAAUGCAUGUAGGUGGACUUGUUCAAAUGAACCAAACGGAAUUUUGUCGAAUAACUAGUAGACAGAUCUCCACCAUAAUUAUUCACAAUGUCAAUACCGAUUGGUUUUCGGGAGUGCUAGAUGACGUUUAUGUCGUACACCUCUAG
Messenger RNA from Dibothriocephalus latus, 942 nucleotides. The record is from the annotation of a GenBank genome assembly. NCBI's taxonomy places the organism in Eukaryota, Metazoa, Platyhelminthes, Cestoda, Diphyllobothriidea, Diphyllobothriidae.